AUGGUAGACCUACCAUCUCAAAACUCGGAAAUGUCUGUGGAAGAUGCUGAUAGCAUCUCUGGUUCAUUCAAGUUAGAGCCCCCAACAGUUGAUGCAGUAUUGCAGGAUGUUGUGAAACCGUUUGGAGUAUGGCAAAUAGUCAUCUUAACGCUCUGCAUUUUUACUGAUAUUCCAACCAUAAUUUUCCCAAUUUAUGGUGAUUCAAUGCCUUCAAAAUUUCACUGUCAAAUGGAACCACACAUUCAGGAGAUGCUCCUACCGAAUAAAACUGCAACGCCUCCUUCAAAAAUUCACCAACCGAAAGGUCCAAUGGAGCUUUCUGGAAACAGUUAUCCAGUACCAUUUGACAAGGUUGCUUCUGCCAUUGGUCCAUGGGGAAAUCAAACUAAAAAACCUGGAUGUCACCGGUAUAAGCGGAAUUACUCAAACAUUACGAGCUUGAAGGAACUCUUCUUGAGUGCACAAAAGCCAGUCCCUUUAGAAGCUUGUCCAUGGGGAUACGUCUAUGAGGCGGAUGAAUAUCAGUAUCCUUCAGGAAUUGCUAUUGAAUGGGACUUGGUGUGUGACAGAGAGUGGCUCGUUUCACUGAGUACGUCCAUGUACAUGUUUGGAAUGAUGCCGGGAAUGUGGGUUGGGGGUAUGGCUGCUGAUGUUAUCGGUAGAAGACCAACAGCAAAUCUCUUCUGGGGUUUUCAAAUGGUUAUUGGUAUCGCCUGCUCGUUCGCUCCCGAUAUCAUAACCUUCGUGGUUUUCAGAUUCCUCCUUGCAUUUGCAACCGUCGCCAGAGCUAAUGCUCUGCUCAUUCUUCCUGUUGAACUUACUACCGCAAAAUAUCGAUUUAUCAUUUCCUCCAGUAUGUGCAUCGCGCAAGGAUUGCUCAUUCGAGGUCUAGCAACUCUUGCUGCCUAUUAUAUUCCCUAUUGGCGAUGGUUACACUUAGCUAUUGUAGCACCACUUGCUCUGGGUGUUCUACAGUUCUGGAUCAUACCUGAGUCUCCUCGAUGGCUGCUUUCAAAGAAACGAGCUGUGGAAGCGGCUGAUGUUCUUUAUCGGGGAUAUCUCAUUAAUUUAAGGGGUUGGCGUUUCUGGAGGAAUAAAGAAACAGCUAAGCUACAUCUAGGAGAUUUUAUCAACUACUUCUCCUCUACAUUUGAGGAGAAAACUGAGGAAGAAGUGCAAAUGCACUGUUGUCAAUCUUUCUGUGAUCAGUUAAAACAACCAUAUCAGACUAAAUAUCUAUUGAAGGUUAGCGUUAUUGCAACUUUCCUAUUCACGGCUCAAGCUGCUUGUCUUAUUGGAGUAAUGCUCUAUGGACGAAUUGUAAAAGGCUAUGUCUACAUUGUUGCUUUAAUCAACAAUCUCACUGGCAUCCCAGGAACUAUUCUCUCCGCGAUUUUGUAUGCUAAAAUUCGACGUAGAAGAAUGCCACUUCUGAUUACUUCGAUUUUAGCAACUCUGAGUCUGAUUUUCGGAGGUGCUUAUACAGCUUUAGCAAGUUCAGGAAAUGAUAUAAUACUAACCAUCAGUUCUAACAUUGCUCUUGUACUCUGCACAGCCAUAAGCAAUAUGAUACUCACAUAUAUUCCCGAGCUAUAUCCUUCCUGUAUUCGAUCUCAAGGAUUAGGAAAUGCUGCCGGAAUAGGAAGAAUUGGUGCGACGAUUGGAACUUUCGUGAACGGUCUAGAUGAGAAAGUUGGGCAUGGAAUACCAAUGCUUGUAUAUGCUGGGUUUCUGCUUGCUUCUUGUUUCGCUCUAGUAUUCCUUCCUGACACAACGGGUGAAAAUUUGCAAGAUGUAAUAGAAGAAAAGCCUGAGAACGGUCCAGAAUCUGAAGAGGUUCUAAAAUUGUAA
This is a messenger RNA of Rodentolepis nana, 1851 nucleotides long. Lineage: Eukaryota; Metazoa; Platyhelminthes; Cestoda; Cyclophyllidea; Hymenolepididae. The record is from the annotation of a GenBank genome assembly.